Messenger RNA from Drosophila obscura, 1240 nucleotides. RefSeq names its product UBX domain-containing protein 1-B. The coding region runs from base 116 to 1102 and encodes 328 amino acids. Gene Ontology annotation, molecular function: protein binding. The record is from RefSeq and is a predicted model, not a curated record. The transcript has 3 exons. NCBI's taxonomy places the organism in Eukaryota, Metazoa, Arthropoda, Insecta, Diptera, Drosophilidae.
CCAGCACUAGUCACAAGUCUGCUUUGUUUUUUUUUGUGUGUCAUUGUCAAAAAGUUUAUAAAGAACGCAUCCGCCUCAUCCCCAAUUGAUCUUUACGCAUCCAAAUCCGAUCGCUAUGAGUGACGUCCAGACCUUGGUGGAUAUGGGCUUCCCCAGGGAGCGAGUGGAAUACGCUCUGCAGGUGACCGGCAGCAAGGGUGUGGAGCCGGCCAUGGAGUGGCUGCUGGCCCAUAUUGACGAGGAGAUUCCAUCCGCACGAGUCCGUGAAGCUGCAGGGACAGCAGCAGCACCCUCCGCCAGUUGCGACGAGUCGGCCGCAGCACCCAGCAGCAGUGGCGGAGGCGCUGACGAAUCGACGGUGCCCAAGUCGUUAAAGUGCGACGACUGCGGCAAAGUGCUCAAAGAUCAUUCGGAAGUCGAAUACCAUGCUGCCAAGACUGGACACAGCAACUUCUCCGAGUCGACGGAUGAGAAGAAGCCCCUCACCGAGGAGGAGAAGAAGGUCCAGCUGGCCGUGAUCGAAGAAAAGCUCAAGCAGAAGCGCAUCGAGCGCGAGGAGCGCGAAAAGGUGGAUGCCCUAGAGCGCGAGAGGAAUCGCAUUCGAUCGGGGAAAGACAUGACAGAGGCCAAACGUCGCAUGGAAGAGAUCGAGAUGAAGAAGAUCGUGGAUCAGCGCAAGCGCGAAAAAGAGGAGGAGAAGGUGGCCCGCGAUCGGGUUCGUGCUCAAAUUGAGGCCGACAAGGCCGCCCGCAAGGCCAGAGAAAAUAAAGAAAUACCCAUCUCGGAGCCUGCUCCGUCCGUCAGCUCCACCACGGUCAGCUCUCCCACCACCGGCGUCAAGUCGCCGCCUCGUGACUACACUGAGACCCGCAUCCAAGUGCGUCUGCAGGAUGGCUCCACCCUCACUGAGACCUUCAACGUGAAGGAGCAACUGUCGGCAGUGCGCGUGUUCAUCCAAGUGAAGACUGGCAUCGAGACACCCUUCUCCCUGAUGACCACAUUUCCGCGCAAGCUCUUCGCCGAGGAGGACUACGAGAAGCCGCUGGAGGUGCUCGGCCUAGUGCCCUCCGCUGUCAUCACCAUGACCAAGACGACUGCGUAAGAAGCGUACCGCAGCGACAGCAACAACUAAAAUAUCUAACUCUAUCAACGCCGCGCGAUAUUCCCCCCAACACAACACUUUAAGCGUACGAUUUUAUAUUAUAAUACAACUAAAAGUAAAAGGAAACAAACACGGAAA